CAAAAGCCGUACAGUGCAUUUGUUUUUCUGCAGGGUCUUCUAGAUAGAUGAUAAAUCGCCCUGUUUUGCACUCAAUACCCACCUAAGCGGUCUCCAGAGGUGACCAGCCCGCGCCCUCUACACACAUUAUUGCUUCAGCGAGGACUGGUGCGCAGGAAAAGGCUUCCGCGAGGUGUCUGGAUGCUCACAAGAAUGAGCAGUGACUCUCAUCUGUUUCACGAAUAUGCCAACGAAACCGAGCUAAUAGGCGAAUUUAGGAAAUGCAUGCUGGACGAGGACAAUGUGGAGAAGGUCAGCAACUACCUGUACAACUCCCUGAUCGAGGACGCUAUCCUGGGUGUGGUUCUGGAGGUGCACUGCGAUGUGCGAACGGGAGUCUCGGCGGCCCUCGAGGGACAGCCGGAGGACACGAAACCCUAUGCUUUAAUUGACUUACCGGAUAUUGAUGUGUUUGGCGCGGCGAAUGCCAAGAAAGCGAUUGAUUGUACAUGCCCCAACUGUGAUAGAUCUGUGGCCGCCUCCAGGUUCGCACCGCAUCUCGAGAAGUGCAUGGGAAUGGGUAGGAACUCGUCGAGGAUCGCCAGCCGGCGGAUAGCCAGCACAAGAGGAACGAGUGAACUGUUCGGCACUGGAAUCAGUGAUGAUGAGGACGAUGCCGAUUGGUCAGGCGAGAAGCGAAAGAAGAAGUUCCAGCCCGUCCGAACAAAUGGCACUAAGAAAAAUGGGAAGACCUCUUGAAAAUAGGGGAAGGCUUCAUCCUCCAAAUUGUCCUAGGAGGAUUUUAUUUAGCAUAAUUCUUUCUCAGGUAUGACACAUUAUUUAAAGAGCGACAGAGCCAUUCACAUUCGAGAGGUUUCCGUCUGGACGAAUUGGACUGAGUCUCUUCUCUUCCUUCUUUGGGAAGAUGAUGAAUUUUCAUGCCAAGAUUUCCUUCUUAUAUCAGCCCCACAUUCAAAUCCGUCUUAUCACUUUCCUGUUCGACUUUUUAUAUUAUUAUUAUUAUUCAAAAUACCCAAUAUUGUACAUAGAACUAUAUUUUGAUAGCUUUAUUUUACUCUUAUCACACACUCUUCACUAUCGCGUGAGACAAAUUUUUUUUUGUAUAUUUUACACCUUCCAGAUAGAUUACAAUGUGAAUAUAAUGGUUUAAUAUUUUUAAUGCAAACGAUAUCCAGAAAAAAACGCUUCUUUUGAAAACUCUGCUGACCAUUCUUUUCCCCUAACACUUGUCUUCAUUCGUGGAUAUCACAAAGAAGCACACAAUAGAAUGACUAAUUUCUUCAGCAAUGAUUUAGGCGCACUCGCAAAAAUAUGCUUUAUCUUUCUCGCCGUCUCUCUUCUCUGUGUCUUUGUCCAAGAAAUUCGUCAUUCUAUUUUAUUUACAUCUCACUAGAAAUAUUUACAGGAUUUACUAUUAUAAAUACAUAAUAUCAGUAUGUACAGAGAUUGUAAUUUCUGUAGUUCUAUUGCUAUAGAAAAGGAAAACAGUGUUUAUUAUAAAAAAAAGUAUACAACAUUAAAUACAGAUGAAUCUUUCAAUGAAUCCCACAAGAGAUUGUGUAAAUAUUCUGCUUCUCAGAAGUACAGUGAAAAAAAAUCAAUGCAUAUGUUAUUAUGCAGAAUAAUUGACUUAAAAAGAUAAUUAUAUUCCUAUCAGGAAGGAAACACUGCAACUAUGAACUCAGUGACAUUCAAUGUGUAAUCAUAAUCGCGUACACAAAAAAAUAUAUAUAUAUAAAUUCAAUGGCAAAUGGUGUCUAAUAAAAUUACAGCAAUUCAAUAAGUAAAAAAUAAUCCGUAAAAAAUAUCUUAAAACUGAAAAAAGAGAGUCUGAAUGGAUGAAUGAUUAGGAAGCCAAAAAAGUAUCUAGAUAGACAUUCUGAUGAUGUGAAGAUAAAAGAAUACUGAUCGGAAUUGUAAAUUUCUGCAGUUGGAAUUUGUGUAGAGAAAUUAAAUUACAUGCAUCGUGAAGCGUUUCCAGGUGUUUUCGAUCAUCCUGAGAACAUAUUACGUGUCCCGCGGUGUAAAUGUGAUCUUAUAUAUUGUAAUUUAAUUCUUUUUGGGAGAUGCUGGAGUUGAAUUUGUACUUGAUUUUAAUUAGUUUAACGUUUAACCAGGAUAAUAAAUGUGAGAUAAAUAUCAGGA
Messenger RNA from Phlebotomus argentipes, 2145 nucleotides. RefSeq names its product SAGA-associated factor 11 homolog (gene Sgf11). The transcript is spliced from 2 exons. Gene Ontology annotation, biological process: positive regulation of DNA-templated transcription; regulation of transcription by RNA polymerase II. The record is from RefSeq and is a predicted model, not a curated record. NCBI's taxonomy places the organism in Eukaryota, Metazoa, Arthropoda, Insecta, Diptera, Psychodidae. Gene Ontology annotation, molecular function: transcription coactivator activity. Bases 181 to 738 code for a protein of 185 amino acids. Gene Ontology annotation, cellular component: DUBm complex; SAGA complex.